GGAAAAACAAGGCCUUCAGCAACACCAAACUUGGGGCAUUUUUUUUUUCAUUGAUGUGAGAAUGGCUGGCUCGUUUGCUUCGACGCUCUUGCAGGUGGCGCCGUUGGCAAGCUCCUCGGCGGCGUUGAUCUGCUCCGUCUGCCAACAAGUGACCAUGGCCGCAUUCCUCGGCCAUAAGGUUCCGCCUCAAGCAAGACGAGACCUCUGGUACCCGUUUUUCGUCAACUACAAGAAUAUCGUCUAUGUUUCGAGCCCCAGCCAUCUGACAACAAUCACCACAUGCCUGCUCAACUAUUACUUUAGCAAUGCCCCGUCGGUCUGGUGGCUUGUCUGCGUGGCGUUCGUUGUCGGGCAUGCGCACCCUCUCCAAAAGGGUAUUAAAUUGUUGAGCCUCACGGCAGCCGAGUGGGAGAGCAAGACGAUGCCCGAGACGAGGGCAUGGUUUCAGGACUUUGUGGAUAUCAACCAAAGAAGGUUGCUCCUGGUCGACCUGCCGGGAUGGCUAUGCGUUGUCGCCACGGUGGUGACGGCUCUGCGCAGCGUCUGAGGAAAGUGUUGUGAGGGAAUUGGGAAACUGCAGAGCGCAAGUUGUCGUCAAAGUUUUGGCUCCCUGGUCAAUGGCAGCGUCGGGAUUCACAUCGCAAGACUCGAAGAUAUCAAGGAAAAGGUAUCAAGGGAAGGUAUUAGUCAAGUCAGCACAGCUGGGAGUACAUAGUGUGUAGAUGUCAUGCUGGAGACAUAGC
Molecule: messenger RNA, 743 nt
Organism: Thermothelomyces thermophilus ATCC 42464
Lineage: Eukaryota; Fungi; Ascomycota; Sordariomycetes; Sordariales; Chaetomiaceae
Exons: 2
Coding region: 62-547 (161 amino acids)
Source: RefSeq, a predicted model, not a curated record